This is a messenger RNA of Pyricularia oryzae 70-15, 3235 nucleotides long. Its product is annotated as asparaginase. Gene Ontology annotation, molecular function: threonine-type endopeptidase activity. Gene Ontology annotation, biological process: protein maturation. NCBI's taxonomy places the organism in Eukaryota, Fungi, Ascomycota, Sordariomycetes, Magnaporthales, Pyriculariaceae. The record is from RefSeq and is a predicted model, not a curated record. Bases 1015 to 2772 code for a protein of 585 amino acids. The transcript is spliced from 3 exons.
AAAUAAAAACAACUCCUUGCCAUAUCUCAAGAACAUACAUGCCCAACGCAAGCUCCGCAUGGAUCCGCCUACUACACAAAGCUGCAUGAAUCCGCAAUGAUGAUGAACGCAGCCAGAAAAUCCCAAUAGGUCUCCCGCAUUUUGGUCACUUUUCUUUUGGCCAAAUUGGGUUUCAGUCCUUCUUCAUUGUGAUUCAAGGAUUCAAGGAGAAAAAACAAGCAAGCCCAUGGUGAGAUGGAUUGAUUCCUUCACAAUAUGCAGUCCCAAAAGCUUUCCUGUUCGAGGUCGGUCGACUCAAGAUACAUACCUGUUAAUUUCAACGUUACAAGAGCUUUUGUUCUUCAAUCUACCUACAUUUCUUCGUCUCUCGUAUCUGUGCUGAGGUAACGAACUUUGUCUUGUAGACCUCUUUGCCCGUAUCUGAAGCUGCCGUGCUCAUCUGCAAGAACUCAUCGGUCGUACUUCUCUGUCCGGAGCUGGUGCUGCCCCCCAAAGUUGAUAAAGUCUCAGCGCAGUUUGCUGCUGCACUUUCAUUCUUCAAUCGAAGCUGCCAUUUUAGUUUCUUUUGAGAAUCUGGGAGUCCAUUUAUCUCGCCCAGGCUCACCUCAACCGUUCAACUCCACCUCGACACACUUGAUUCUGUGGCGUUGACGGAGAACGGUUCUGCUCCGAUCUUCGCUCAAAGUAAAGAUCGUAACAUUCUCUUAAUAUUUAUUGAUUACUCAAAGUAUUCUAUUCUUGGCUGGUUUGCUCGGUUUGCUCAGUUUGCUCGAUUCUAGGCAGGUCACUCUUUGUUUUUUUGACGAUCAAGCUUUGUCGGUGAUAUCGACUCACUUAGCAAACCACAGCGGGAGUUUUCUACCUAAUCGUAACCUACAAGUCAGGAACAUCGCCCACCGCUGCCUAUGUCUGACGCUUGGCUCUAUUAAAAGUUUCAUUCGAUAUUCGCCUGGUCGGUCUAUGCAUACUCCCAAGUCGAAAUAUUAAGAGCUUUUACUUUCCCAACGACUGGCUAUGCCGUGUGCUUGGGACACGGCUAAGCUACUCACGUUGGACAACCUAUCAAUCAUGGAAGGGGAUAACAAGUCAAGCUCUGGUGACAGCUUGUUCAGCGACGAGUCGGCUGAAGGCCCAGUGGAACCCAAGUAUCGGGUUGCGGAGAGAGCUGAUGGUAAAAGUCACGGAAAUCGCCUGGAUGAUAUAUUUGACGACAAUGGCUCUGUCCCGGGCAACGGCCUGUUCAUCUCGGGCUACUACGAUGGAUGUGGUUCCGGAGAGGAUUUCGGCGGCGACAUGGUCAUGGACAGAUUGCGCAGCAAGCCUAGGCCCGUCGCCGCUAUAUUCGUCCAUGCCGGCGCCGGAUUCCACAGCCACACAAAUGAGGAAUACCAUCUGGAAGCCUGCUCCCGAGCUGCCCAACUGGGAAUGGCCAAGAUGAACGCUGGCGGCUCUGCUGUUGACGCCGUCGUCGAGGCCACCAAAUGCCUCGAGGACAACAUAAUCACAAAUGCAGGUGUUGGCAGUAACUUGUGCCUAGACGGCACAGUGGAAUGCGAUGCCACAGUGGUGGACCACAAUGGCCGGAGUGGUGCGGUUGGUGCAUGUUCCCACGUUCGAUAUCCUGUCAUGCUCGCCGAGAAGAUUCUCCUCGAAUCAUACAAGGUGUUGGCACUCAGGCGGAUCUCACCCAUACUCCUUGUUGGCGAGGGUGCUCGCCAAUACGCCAAGGAGCAUGGCAUUAAGGUCGUUGAUAAUGAGGAGAUGGUCACUAUCAACGCCAGAGACCGCUGGGAAAAAUGGACUGAGGAACUCAGAAAGGCAACAGGCAGCCCACGCCACUCAGCACCUUCUGGCAUGCACAUACCUGGCCGUCUUGAUCAUAGCGCUGCCUUGUCAACAGGUACUUUCAAUGAGGGCCAACCUGACUCCCCUCAACAUGGGGCGGAUGUGCCAUGCACAAGCAAGAAACGUACCGAGGCCGCUAUUGCAAGUCGUCAACGACAGUCAAUGACGCCUGAAGCGCAGGGCCCGCGACUUUGCAAUGUGAGCAAUGGGUCCCCUCCCGCCAAGCGAAUCCGCAGCAUGGAACCAAACCUAGUCUCUUCAUCUUUAAAUGCCCCAGCCACGCCGACUCAGCCUUCCCAUACAUCUGGUGACCAGCUUGAUAGGGCGCAAGCUCCCCAGGAUAUGGUAUCCGAAGACGAGAUAUACGACACGGUCGGCGUCAUCGCCAUUGACUACCAAGGUCACAUAGCAGCCGCCUCCUCAUCUGGAGGCAUCGGCAUGAAGCACCGCGGCCGUGUCGGCCCAGCGGCGCUGGUCGGUAUUGGCACGGCAGUGAUCCCAGCAGACGAAGGUGACAAAUAUGGCACGACCGUUGCAGCCGUGACCUCCGGGACGGGUGAACAUAUGGCAACUUCAAUGGCAGCAUACAAGUGUGCUGAGCGACUGUAUCUCUCCACUGUGCGUGGUAGAGAUGGCUCCGAUGUGCCGCGGGACAAUGAGACUAAGAUUCUCACGUCCUUUAUAGACCACGACUUUAUGGCCCAUCCGGGUGUCCAGAACCAGGAGUCGCGGCCCGCCAUCGGCAUCAUGGCUGUCAAGAAAACAUCCAGAGGGUACUACUUCACUUUUGGACACAAUACAGAGUCUUUUGCUCUCGCAUCCUUUGCUUCGACUGAUAAAGAACCUCUUUGUACCAUGUCUCGUGUCCCUGAGACCAGACAUGGCCGUCACAGACCCGUGGCUGGCGGUCUCAAGAUUUCGAUCUGAUCAAGACAGAUGCCCAGUAUCGACUGGCAAUACUGCCCUGGCUUCUACAUAUCAGCCGUGUCGACAAGGACUAAACCUGUAUUCACGGAUUACCACCUAAGUUUGAUCUUCUAGAUGCAACUACACAAACGCACCGUACAUCUAGCAUUGCUUAAGGCUGUCUUUCAAGCCUGGGUUCUAUGAUGGUAUUUCCCCCUGCGUUACAUCACAGCAUUUUAGAGUAUUUUUGCCUUUCUCACAACAGCCAAUACUUCACUGCAAUCGCUGGGGAGACCAUGAACUCUGGUUAUUCUUCUAGCCAUCCAUAAUCUGCGUCGACUUGGGUAACAGCCUGCUGUCUUACUUUCUCUAUCGAUCGCGUCGAGUAACCUGCAUUUGAUUUUUUUUUAGAAGAUUGGAAAGUCUGGAUAUGGUAUGUGUACACAUCACUACAUAGUCUAAAUUAAUCGCUUAGGUUCGGGAA